This is a messenger RNA of Striga hermonthica, 1014 nucleotides long. Lineage: Eukaryota; Viridiplantae; Streptophyta; Magnoliopsida; Lamiales; Orobanchaceae. The record is from the annotation of a GenBank genome assembly.
AUGACAAAUGCACGUGUCGCGAAACUCGGCGCCGUUCACAAACGUACAAUGCCACUCCCCGUGACGAAAAACUUUCAGGUCGUGGUCGUGAGAUACUUCUCUACUUGCGCGGCCCCACUCUUCCGCUCAUCCUCCUCAUCCUCCACUCCACUCAUCCAUCUUAGCCCGUCCUUCGUCCUCAACUCCUGCCUAACCUCGUCCGAUGCUCCACAAAGGUCAGACGAGUGGUUCGCCCUCCGCAAGGACAAGCUAACGACGAGCACCUUCAGCACAGCCCUCGGCCUGUGGAAAGGAAACCGCCGCUACGAACUCUGGCACGAGAAAGUUUUCCCUCCUUCCGACUCGGACUCAGGCGUGGCCCCCACAAAGCGGGGCGCAAUGGAGUGGGGUGUUCUAAAGGAGGCAGUGGCGAUUGAGCGGUACAAGAGUAUAACGGGCCGAGAUGUGGGAUCGUUGGGCUUUGCCGUCCACUCGGACGAGGGGCUGAACUGGAUCGGGGCCUCGCCAGACGGACUUCUUGGGUGCUUUCCGGGAGGUGGGAUUCUUGAGGUGAAGUGCCCGUAUAAUAAAGGUAGGCCCGAGAUGAUGCUGCCGUGGUCGAACGUGCCGUUUUAUUACAUGCCUCAGGUGCAAGGGCAGAUGGAGGUGAUGGAUAGGGAUUGGGCGGAUUUGUACUGUUGGACUCCAAAUGGGAGCUCGAUAUUCCGAGUGUGUAGAGACCGUGGGUAUUGGGAGUUGAUGUGUGGGGUGUUGCGUGAGUUUUGGUGGGAGAAUGUUUUGCCAGCGAGGACGGCUGUUCUGGCGGGGAGAGGGGAGGAAGAGGUCAAGUCGUCGUUCAAGCCGAGCUCUACGCACAAGUUGACGGGGCUCAUCAUAUCCAGAAGCUUGAAAAUGGCACGCGAGACAAGGUUGCUGUCGAGUGGGCGAGCCCCGACACGAUCGCCGCCUUCACUUGCCCCCUCCUUGGAAUCGGACGGCUGUAAACCGCUCUCCUCCUCCGACAUCCACCGUUGA